Molecule: messenger RNA, 2587 nt
Organism: Pogonomyrmex barbatus (red harvester ant)
Lineage: Eukaryota; Metazoa; Arthropoda; Insecta; Hymenoptera; Formicidae
Product: nose resistant to fluoxetine protein 6
Molecular function (GO): acyltransferase activity, transferring groups other than amino-acyl groups
Source: RefSeq, a predicted model, not a curated record
GGCCAGUCCUGUACUGGUCGUCGAAUCUCGCUGACUGAUAUUAAUUUCACGCCAACGUUUUGUGCAAAGCCAAAGAGAAAUAUAUCCGCUAACAAAACUCCAAAACAGUGCGCCAACGCGUUUUGCGCACACGGAGUUAAUAAACAGUCCUUUUUUUAAGUUUAUAAUUUCUCGAAAUAAACAUGGUUCUUUUAUCUCAACAAUAGAGGAUAAAAUAUAUAAAAUUUUUAAUCUGCAUGCUAAAAUUCAUCGCGCGAAUAAAGCGCAGCUUUGCUCCGUCUUCUUGCGUCUUCAGGAUCAGCUUCGUGAAUGAAUAAUUUCACCAGUCCGAAGUGACGAAGUGGAAGUAAAUCAACUGUUGGAUGCUAAAGCCGCAUCAUGUCGCGUCAGCGACUUGCGUUUAUUGUGCGCGUUUGUCAUUUCGUCGUGUUAUUUUGCACAAUUUCUGCACAAUUUCACGAAUCUAACGUGACCGACACCAGCAUUCGUUUACUGCCCGCCUAUGCCGUCGCCUCGAAAGCUAAUCUCCUCGAAGGGACGAUAUGCGGAAAGGAAUUACGAGACUUCCGAGAUGCUGUCGAUCGCCGGAUACUGUGGGCCUUGAAGACAUUGGAUUCCAGCGGCGGCCCUAAAUCGGGUUUCUUUUAUGGAAAUAAUUUUUGGCUCGGCAGUCGUAGCCAAUGUCUCGAUACGAUGAACAGACGUCGCUUCGAGAUAGCAGAACGGCAUAUAUUAAAUGACACACAAUAUCGCGACCCGCAAACGGAAUUUCCGCCUUUCGAAGUGAAUUACUUCGCUGCCCAUUUCAGACACAACAGUACCCUUCAGUAUCACGGUCACAUACGAAACGAAGAUUUAAUUACGCUUGGCCUCUGUUUACCCGCAUCAUGUUCCACAAAUAAUCUCAGCUUCAUUCUGAAAGAGAUAUUUCGUGAUAGAGUUCUUUUAAUCAGUGAUCUCUAUUCCAUGGAUCUCAGUCUGGUCCGUGUUAAAGACUUAAAGGACGAUCAUCAAUGGCUAUUCAGCGGGGCAAUACCUUUCAUACUUGUUGUUUUAAUAUUUACCUUCGCCAUGAUGAUAAGCGGCACAAUAUAUGACAUAUUCGUGUAUCAAAAAUAUUUGAAUACAAAAAAUGAAGCUGUCGUUGGUGUAAAAAGCGUAGACAGGGAAACGAAAAUGACGAAUUCGUCAUUUCCAAGCAAGAAAAACAGAAUGGAGAAGGUGCUAAUGUGUUUUUCCGUUUACACAAAUACAAAAAUAUUAUUUAACACGGAAUUGAAUGAGGAAAUGAUACCGGUUAUUCACGGCUUAAGAUUUCUGAGCAUGCUUUGGAUAAUCAUAGCCCACACUGUGCUGUACACGAUGGACUAUUUCGACAAUAAAGUGUGGAAUCUAAGAUUCGCCGAAGGUAUACCAAUCCAAGUGAUAAGCAACGCGACCGUAUCGGUCGACACUUAUUUCUUUUUAAGCGGGUUUUUACUGGCCUAUGUGUUCCUGAAGGCUAAAACAACGGACAAAGGACGGGGCAAGUCGGUUAAUUAUGCGAAGAUGCUAAAGGAGUUCUUUGUCUGUGCAAUAAGAAGAUUCAUCCGAUUGACACCGCCUUACAUGAUGACGAUAGGAAUAUUGCAAUUGAACUGGACUUGGUACGACAAGACCUCGCAGUUCUACAUGGAGGAGAAAUCGCAUGAGACUUGCGCGAAAUAUUGGUGGAGGAAUCUCCUGUACAUAAAUAAUCUGUUCGGUCACGACACGAUGUGCAUGAACUGGAGUUGGUAUCUGGCUGCUGAUAUGCAAUUCUUUAUGAUCGGUACGGCACUCCUGAUUCUGUCGACUGUAUAUUUUUAUGCGGCCGUUGCUAUACUAGGCACACUUUUAAUAAGCUCGAUUAUACUAAGCGGUUAUAUCUCGUACAUUUAUGAAUAUGUCCCAACCUUGGACGAACAAUAUAGACUUUUGGAUGUCUUAUAUUAUCCACCAUGGCUUCGAAUAGGUCCAUAUAUUAUUGGAAUGAUUACAGGCUACAUUUUAGUAAAACUAAAUAAAAAAGUAGCCUUGAAAAAGAAUAUGGCAAUCUUUUGUUGGUGUCUUGGUAGCGCUUGCAAUAUUUUUGUGUUAUUCGGUCUUUACAAACGACAAAUAUCCAUUUUGUCUACUGCUAUUUACGUGGCAUUAAGCAGAACAGUUUGGGCCAUAGGUAUAGCAUGGAUCGUAAUAGUAUGUUAUACUAAAUACGGAGGUAUUGUUAAGGAGCUGUUAACAUGUAAAAUAUGGAUUCCUCUUAGUAGACUCACAUACUGCGCUUACCUUUUAAAUCCUUUCAUUAUACAUUCCAUUCGACUGCAUAAUGAAACAUCCGCUCACUUAGAAUUUUUGUCCAUGAGCGCCAUGAUUAUGGGACACUUUGGGAUUAGUUAUUUCUGCGCUUACGCAUUAUAUUUGAUGGCGGAAUCACCAUAUAUUUUACUAAUGCGAACACUCAUCCAAUCUUACAGCAGGAAAAAAUAUAAGAAACGUGAGAUUGCAAUGGGAGUGAUGUUGUAAUUAUAACUAAAACUGAGAAUAAAAUAAAAGCAAUUUAUAUACU